AGUGGUUGCGGAAUUGACCCGCCCAAGACGGCCGAACAGCAAGUUUCGCUUUUCUAGUCUGAUUUUUUUCUGAACCAAUUACUUUCAUUUCUUUUUCGGAGUUUGAACAUCGACAUAAGACUACAAAAUAUGAACAAAGGAGUGGAUUUUCUGGUGAUUUUGUCACUACUGAUCGGAUUAUUGACCGGUGCUUACUCCCAGAAUGAUAACAAAAUCACAGUACAGUCAGGACCAGUCAAAGUGAAGAAAGGAGAAAUCGUCAGUUUGUGGUGUAAAUUGAAAACUGACGCUAAACACGUGAUGAUGCCUGUACACUGGCAGUCGCCGCCAACGUUCAAAACGAGAACUGCUAACUGUGAUUCUUUCAAAGAAGAGAAAUAUGUCAUAUCAUGUUCAAAGACUGGGAGAACAUUUAGAUUUUUUAAUUUGACAAUAAAGGAUGUCCAAUUCGUGGAUGAAGGAUCCUAUCGGUGUAUUCAUGGAAGGCAUAUCGACCUUGUGUAUUUAAGUCCUUUUGUUCCGGUAACAGACGUUACACUGACCUACGAAAUCCGAAACAAACCUACAGAACCCCUGUUUCUUAAUGCAAUAAUAACAUGCACAACAAACUGUGCAUAUCCAGAACCGAAGAUUUCUUGGUUUGAAAAUGACCAACCCUUCAGAGGCAAAGCGACGGUUACUGUUACAGAUGUGGGCUGCACAGGGCUGAAGGAGGGCCAGAAACGGACCAGAAGCACCGUAAUAGUACACGUGAAUAAGGACCAGAAAGAGCACAUUAUCAAUUGUACAGCUGAAAACGUUAUUGGGGAAAAGGCGAUUUCCAAGACGAAAGAUGUCAUAUAUAGCAGGUCAUACACUGCUCAAAAUGAUGUGACCACCAGUCCACCGCAACCUGUCAUGACUGCAGCUGCCAUGACUGCAGCUGCCAUUGGAGCCUCCGUAGCAGUACCAGUUGUGGUUGUCAUAGCAAUCAUAAGUGCAAUCGUGUUCAUUCGCAAAAAACGUAAAAGAAGAAGAUCACAAACACAUAUGAGAGCCUCCGCAGAAGGUAACGAUGCUUUCAUAGAUGCUCUAUGCAAAAAUAAAGUAGAAAUCGACAAAGUGAAUGAGGACGGCCUCACCAAACUAAUGAACGCCUCCAAAAAUGGUUUGUGUCAUGUCGUCAAUGCUCUAUUGAGCGGUGGAGCAGAUGUUAACAGAGCGGAUGAGAACGGCCGGACGGCGCUUAUGAUGGCCUCUAAAAAUGAUAACCCAGAAGUCGUAGAGUGUCUAUUGAUAUAUCAAGCAGAGGUCAACAAGCAGGAUGAGAAUGGUUGGACGGCGCUUAUGAUCGCCUCUAAAAUAGGUAGCCCAAAAGUCGUAGAGUGUCUAUUGAAAUAUAAGGCAGAGGUCAACAAGCAGUUGAAGAAUGGUUUGACGGCGCUUAUGAUCGCAUCUAAAAGAGGUAGCCCAAAAGUCGUAGAGUAUCUAUUGAAAUAUAAGGCAGAGGUCAACAAGCAGUUGAAGAACGGUUGGACGGCGCUAAUGAUCGCCUCUAAAAGAGGUAACCCAAGAGUGGUAGAGAGUCUAUUGAAAUAUAAUGCAGAGGUCAACAAGCAGUUGAAGGAGGGCGAGACGGCGCUCAUGAUUGCCUCCAAUGAAGGUCACAUUGAGGUCGUAGAUGAUUUAUUGGAAGCUGGAGCAUAUGUUAACGAACAGAAGAAGAACGGUUGGACGGCGCUUAUGAUCGCCUCUAACAAUAGUGACCAAGAAGUCGUAGAUAGUCUAUUGAAAUAUGACGCAGAGGUCGACAAGCAGUCAAAGGUAACACACCGAAAGUCCUCUACAUCCAAACAUUCCUAG
Messenger RNA from Lineus longissimus, 1842 nucleotides. Its product is annotated as ankyrin repeat and KH domain-containing protein 1-like. The record is from RefSeq and is a predicted model, not a curated record. The transcript has 13 exons. Gene Ontology annotation, molecular function: protein binding. Lineage: Eukaryota; Metazoa; Nemertea; Pilidiophora; Heteronemertea; Lineidae. Bases 130 to 1842 code for a protein of 570 amino acids.